Dothidotthia symphoricarpi CBS 119687 is the source of this 588-nucleotide messenger RNA. Its product is annotated as Thioesterase/thiol ester dehydrase-isomerase. The transcript has 3 exons. NCBI's taxonomy places the organism in Eukaryota, Fungi, Ascomycota, Dothideomycetes, Pleosporales, Dothidotthiaceae. Bases 13 to 474 code for a protein of 153 amino acids. The record is from RefSeq and is a predicted model, not a curated record. Gene Ontology annotation, cellular component: mitochondrion. Gene Ontology annotation, molecular function: fatty acyl-CoA hydrolase activity.
UGACACUGCAAAAUGGCGCUGGAGUCACUGAAAGCGCGCCAAAGGACUGACUACAGCUUCGAGCUCGAGUACAGGACGCGAUGGAGCGACAAUGACAUGUACCACCAUCUAAACAACAGCAUCUACUACUUCCUCUUUGACUCGGUGGUAAAUGCCUAUCUCAUCGAGCAUUGCUCCCUCGACCCGCCCACGUCGUCCCACAUCGGCCUCGUCGUGCACUCCCACUGCGACUACUUUGCCCCCAUCGAGUUUCCGGCCGUAGUGGACCUCGCGUUAAGGGUUAACAAGCUGGGCAAGAGCUCUGUCACGUAUGAGAUUGGCGUUUUCGUGAGAGGCCAAGACGAAGUCAAGGCAGUCGGCGAGUUUAUUCACGUGUUCGUCGACCGCGAAAGUCGGCGCCCUGGGAAGGCUGGCAUGUCGGAAGACCUGAAGACGGGGCUGCAGAAGAUUGUAGUAGACAAGGCGAGUCUGUAAUAACGAAACAUGUCGAGGAACUCUGAUACUUGAACCGUCGAUUGUCUACUCGUAGCAUGUCACGGCCAAGCUGUGCGGUGAUGCCACGACUUGCCCGACGUUGUGAUUGUGAAG